UUCAUAGAACUUGUAGCAUUAUUUGAGAAUCAGACACCGAUGAUUCGCCUCCCAAACGUGUCAGAGCUUGAAGAAGAGUAUUUGAAGGGGAGAAGGCUUGAACUAUCAGUGGGCUGCUAGAAUAGGCUAUUCGUAAGGAGAACACUAGACUGUACCCCUGAAAAAUUAUUUCCAUCUACGAAAGAAUUCAUCAAAGAAAAUGGCUCCCUCCCUGUCUCAGGCCUAUAAGAGGCGCUGGUGGAUGGCAGUGACAGCGGUCAUUGAGAACCUGCUGUUUUCUGCGGUCUUACUGGGCUGGGCCUCCCUCCUCAUCAUGCUUAAGAAUGAGGGCUUUUAUUCACACCUGUGUACAGAGAACAAGACGCACCAUGCCAACGAGACACUGCUGGAGGACCUGGACUGGCCCAGCUGUGUGGAGCAGGAGGAGGUGCUCAACCUGGGCUUCACCAUCGGCUCCUUCAUCAUCAGCGGCGCCACGCUGCCCCUGGGCAUACUCAUGGACAAGUAUGGCCCGCGCCCGCUGCGUCUGCUGGGCAGUGCCUGUUUUGCUUUCUCCUGUGCCCUGAUUGCCAUAGCUUCAUAUAAUCCUGCUGUGUUGUCCAUCCUUAUAUUUGUUGCCGUUUCUUUCAACGGGUUCGGCGGAAUCUGUCUCACUUUUACCUCCCUUACGUUGCCAAACAUGUUUGGCAAUGUACGAUCCACCAUCCUCUCCAUUAUGUUUGGUUCCUAUGCUUCCUCUGCAGUCACAUUUCCAGGGGUCAAGAUGAUUUACGAUCUGGGGGUGCCCUUCAAAGGGAUCUUCUGGGGAUGGGCGGGUUUUGCAUGCCUCGUCUUCUUCAACUGUCUCGUCAAUUGGCCCGCUGAGUCCUUCCCUGCCCCCGAAGACCCUCGCUACACUAAGAAGGUCAAGCUGACGGGGCUGGUUCUGGAACACAAAGUGACCGGAGACCGCUGCUACACUCAUGUGACCACUGUGGGCCAGACCCUCAGUGAGAAGGACUGCCCCUCCAAUCUGUACAGCAAUGAGGAUCCACAAGACAGCCAAAGUUCACCUCCAUUCCGCCGCUCGUUCUGUUCGCCAAUCUUUCUCUGGAGCAUGAUCACCAUGGCAAUGACGCAGCUGCGUCUCAUUUUCUUCAUGGGCGCCAUGAACAAAAUGAUUGAGUUCCUGGUAACCCACGGCGACCCUAACCCCACUGAGGACAUGGUACUGGAAGCAGAAGAACAAGUUAACUUCUACUCGUCCAUCUUUGGCACCAUGCAGCUGCUGUGUCUGCUCACCUGUCCCCUGAUUGGUUACAUCAUGGACUGGAGGAUGAAGGAGUGUGAGGAGGAUGCUAACCCCCCUGAGGGGGAGAAGAGUCUUCCUGGGCCUCCAAAACGGGACAGAAAGAUCCAGAAACUUACUAAUGCCAUCAGAGCCUUCAUCUUCACUAACCUGCUGCUGGUGAUCUUUGGCAUCAUCUCCCUCAUAGACUACCUGCCCAUACAGCUGGUGGCGUACGUCCUGCACACUGUGGUGCGCGGUUUCAUUCACUCUUGCUGUGGAGGUCUCUAUGCCGCUGUGUACCCUUCUAAUCACUUUGGGACCCUAACAGGGAUGCAGUCUCUGAUCAGUGCCCUGUUAGCCCUGCUCCAGCAGCCUCUCUUCAUGGCCAUGCUGGGACCCCUGAAGGGCGACCCUUACUGGAUCAACGUCGGACUCCUUGCAUUGUCAAUGGCUGGCUUCCUGUUGCCAGGAUACUUGCUGUACCACCGCAGACAACUGGUCCAUAGGAAGAAAGAGCUUGAACGCGAGGCUACUGACCAUUCAGCAGAUGAAAAGAAACGGCUCACCAGCAAUGGCCUCUCCAAGCUUCAGAGCAAUGGGCAAACAGGCAAAGGACACACAGGCAAUGGGCACAAAAGCAAUGGACAUUUUGGCAAUGGCCAUGUAGACAGCCAUGAAGUCUAAGAAAAGAUUAUAUUGAUAAUAUUUGAGUCAUAGUGGUCAUUUUAGUUGUCAUUUUAUUUUUUUUCUAUGGACAAAGGAAACUAAAUCACAGUUUUAGUUCGUAGGGUAUGUGCUUAACAGACAUCAGAUGGCUAACUGACUAAUGUUUGUGUACCAAAACAUUACACUAUGGGAUAAAACAAAACCCAAAUCACAUGCCAUCUUAUACACAGCUAAGUGACAUUUUUUAACCUCUCAAGGAUAUAACUUAUUAACAAUUAUUAAUGUUAAUAAUUGUUUUGGAUUAUCAGUUUCCCAUCCAAAAACAACCUCAAACAUGCAGCUUUGAGUCUAGAAAGUGCUCCUCUUCAAACAUUUGAUAAUUUAUUAACAUGUCAAAUGUUAAAAUUGGUUGUGUCUCUUUCUCUAUGGCUUGUGUUUAAAAACAAGAAGUAGUUUGCCCCUUCGCAUGAACUACAAGGAGAUCUAAGCAUGCGACCCAGGGAAGCAAUUAAUUUCAACCUGUCAAUAUCAUACUCAUUUAUGACCAAAACUACCAUAUAGCUGCCAUUAUACCUGCCACAUUCACAAACACAUAAUGAUAGUGUUAUCUGCAGUACAUUAAUAUGGAGCCGGUAGAACGGAUGGAUUGGCUGUGUUAAUUUUGAACUACCUCCCUCACAAGUUCAUUCUCAAUCUCAUCACUCUGUUCUGUUCAUUUUGGUGAAACAGUCAAUCCAUGAUUGUUGAUUAUGAAUGUGCACUAGUCAAUAAUCCUAAGAAACACUCUGUUAAGUCUGUUUUCUGUCUCUCUCUCUCUCUGCCCUCUGUGUGUGUUUUACCCCCACCCAGUGCCCCCUCAAACUUUGACCCAUCUAUUCCUUUUUCUUAUGUGUUUGUCUUUGGAUGUUCCCUCUUUCUGACCUGUGUAGUAUGUCAUCAUUGCGUCAGUUGAGUCCCAAAUCUGAUUACUCACCGCUAGGUUUUGCCACAGUUAGGUUUUGUGCUGGCACAACCAUGUUCACUAAAAUAUGCUGUAAAAAGUAGUUUUUUUUUUUAUUUACUUACUGAAUGCUUUUUUAACCUGUUAGCCUGUAUGUUAGUUUACUGCUUAACCAACAUAUUUUAUUUAACUUGUUGCAAUUAAAUUAAGCAGGUUCAGUUGAAUAGCCAUCAGUUUUUAAUGCCAUCAAAGAAAAAUCUUCAUUGUGAAUGAAGAGGACUAUUUAAUCAGAUUGUUUUUGGGCUUGAGAUGAUGCUAUUUCUACAUGAUCAUGAUGAUUAUGAUGAAGAAAUAUGAUGAAGCGGGGCUUCAUCCAAAUGCAGACACAAUAUUGUGUGUUGUUUCCACCUUGUUAGCCUGGUAAGAAAUUCACUUCAGACAAGUAUCCACAAGUAUACUGUAUUAGUGUUGAUAUCAUAUAAAACAAAUUAACCCAAACUUAAGGGUAAAAUCAGGCCUAAAUGUUUAAAUGUAUUGUUAUGUAGAUAUAUUUUUAAAACCUACACAUAGAGGUAUUGAUUUGAUAGUUUAUGGUUUUGUUGUUUUUGGAUACGUGUUAUUUUGCUUUUUGAUCUUCUGUGGCAUGCUCCAUUUUACUGAUAAAUUAAUACAUUUUGCUGCUCUCAAUUACAUUUAAGGAAAUAACACAGCUGUUAUAUGUUACAGUAAAGUCAAUAUUCUUUUCAAGGAUGUUGGAGAUAUUUAAGAGAAUAACAGAAGAUAUAUUGGUGGAUCAAGCUGUAUGCCACUGAGUAGAGUUUUAGCUAUCGUAGAAAUUGUGUGUUUGUGAUUUAAAUGUAUGAACUCAUAUUGGGAUAUCACAGGAACGAUUGUACAGAAUAUGUGAAUAUUUCAUGGCUGCAUUGUUUCAUUUUGAUAAUGACAACGAUUAAUCAGCAUUUUGGUGCUUUAUGCCUUAUGCAUUUGCUGUAUGUCUGUUUAAUUGAAAUAAAAACAUAAUCCUGA
Alosa alosa (allis shad) is the source of this 3902-nucleotide messenger RNA. It is a transcript of the gene slc43a1b, whose product is annotated as solute carrier family 43 member 1b. Lineage: Eukaryota; Metazoa; Chordata; Actinopteri; Clupeiformes; Clupeidae. The record is from RefSeq and is a predicted model, not a curated record. Bases 200 to 1954 code for a protein of 584 amino acids. Gene Ontology annotation, biological process: transmembrane transport; neutral amino acid transport. The transcript has 15 exons. Gene Ontology annotation, molecular function: L-amino acid transmembrane transporter activity; neutral L-amino acid transmembrane transporter activity.